CAAACUGCAGUGGAGGCGCAACGGUCACCUCUGCAAUUAUCUGAAAACCUCUCUCAAGAAAAAAGAUCGAAAAUUUACAGUAAAAGAAAGGGAAAAAUGGUGAUUAAGCAAACGGAAAUUGUGGAGAUCACUCCAGAUCUGUGGGAGACAACGAAGAAGACGAAUACCAAGGGAAGAAAGAAGCUAACCCAGAAGGAAGAAGAAGAAGAACAAGAAGAAGAAGGGACGCCUAUCAGAGGUAUAUUCUGUCUCAAAACAAGACAGGAUGUGCAGUUUUUCGAGGAAAAAGAGGAUUGCUUCAUCCUCGACUUUGAUCCCAACGAUUCAUUUGACGCACGGAAGCUCUCCUUCUCCGAUAACCCAGAAAGUGACAACGAUGUGGCAAUUAUCCACGAGAAAGGCCAGGUGGCUUGUAGAGAUUUCCCACAUCCAAGGCAUCUCUGCUUGAAAUAUCCAUUUGCAUCAACUCAUCACGCACUACAUUGUAGUCAGUGCUACUGUUACGUAUGUGAUUUGGCUGCGCCUUGCCCACAUUGGACACCGAGUUAUGAACCGCAUUGUGAAGCCUUGGAGAAUAUUAGGUGGAAGCGUUUACGGGAGCUGCACCGCGUUGUGAAGCAGUAGAGGACAUUAAGCGGAAGCAUUUACGAGAGUUUGUGCUGGAAUCUUGGCUGCUCGCCGUGUAAGCACCAACAAGUAGAAAACUUCUAAUAGGAAAUUGGUCAGCCAAAGGCAAAAGCUUGAGUGAGAGAUGUAUGAUGAAUAUUAAGACUAGUGUGUAAUAUAUAAUGCCCCAUUUUGAGCUAAAUAUUUUGCCUAUUGAAGAACCCAAAUUAGGCCCCUCAUUUGUUAUU
Molecule: messenger RNA, 854 nt
Organism: Eutrema salsugineum
Lineage: Eukaryota; Viridiplantae; Streptophyta; Magnoliopsida; Brassicales; Brassicaceae
Exons: 3
Coding region: 97-624 (175 amino acids)
Source: RefSeq, a predicted model, not a curated record